Molecule: messenger RNA, 1997 nt
Organism: Cuscuta campestris
Lineage: Eukaryota; Viridiplantae; Streptophyta; Magnoliopsida; Solanales; Convolvulaceae
Source: the annotation of a GenBank genome assembly
UGAGCUAUCCCUUUAUCUUCUACGACAAGUAUGGAUAGGUUGUUCUGGAUGCCCGAUAAAACUAGGAAUUACACUGUCAAGAGUGCGUACAGAAAGCUAACAUGGGAUGAAGCAAUAGAGAGCAACACGGCGAGUGAGCUUAUGGAGGAAGGAAAAAGGUCCAUGUAAAUGAUAUUUGUCCUUUCUACCAUGGUGCGGAGGAGACAGUAGUCCACCUCUUUGUGUCAUGCCACUUUGCUCGUCAGGUUUGAGGUGCUUCCUUCCUCGGGUGGUUUUCCCUUGUAGCACAAACUUUUCCUGAAUGGUUGGUGGCAAUAUUUAAUCUUUUUAAUGCUAAAAAUCAAGCUUUGAUAUACUGUAUUAUUUGGUCACUGUGAUCAGCCUGCAAUGCGAGGAUUUGGAAAGGGGGGUCAAUUUUGGCCCUCCGAGUCUGGAAUCAUGCAUUAAGAGCUUUUGAGGAUUCGGGCCUUGUUGCAGCACCUUCUGUUGAGUCUAGGGCGCCGGGGGAUAGGAGAAACCCCCCUCAACUUUCAUUAAAGUUAAUGUUGACGCUUUGGUGGGGCCCAUAUAGAAUCAUGUGGGCUUCGGCUUGGUUGCUCGGGACCACGAUGGAUGCUUCGUUGCAGCUAAAAGUAUAAGUGUAGAGGAAAUUUUGGUCCUCGUGAAGCGGAGGCCAUCGCGGUGAAGGAGGCUCUCAGUUGGAUUAAAGCUAAAGGUUGGACUCGUGCCAUAAUUGAGUCAGAUUGUAAGGAGGUCAUCGAUCAACUAAGUUCACCUGUUAGUCAUUAUUCUUACUUUGACUCGAUGUUUCUAAACGUCUCCGUAUUAUUCGUGGAGGAGACCUUACAUCUCAGUUUUCUCAUCGCUCAUCCAAUGAGGCAACACAUAUUUUAGCAUUUGCUACUCAUUCAAUGUCGGGUGUAGGGGAGUGAGUUGAUUCACCCCUUGACUUUAUCGUAAACUUCCUUUAAUUUAAUGAAGUGAAGUUUUACCUCAAAAAAGAAGAUUAUCUCUGCAUUCAAACGGCGUCGUCUUAUCUCAUCUUGCCGAACUGCUCCUUCCUCCCGUGAAACCCUAGAGGAAACAAUAGCAGUGAAUUCGAAUACACACCACCUGAAACUCAUGGUGAUUGCUAGAACCGGUGUAUUUGUCGAUGAUUAUUUGGAAUGUAAGAACAAUUAUUUGAUAACGUCGAUUGAUAUAAAAUCUUCUCUUAAAUAUCUUAUGUAUUUGAUUCUGGUGAUAUUGAGUUUCUCUGCAACAGAUUCAAACACAUUGCCCGCUGAGCUCCAGAGGCUCCUCAAUACUAUAAGAGAACUCGAUGAACGUUCUCAUGGUCUGUCCUCUCUCUUUUUCCAUGAUUGUGUACAUGUUCUGCUUUUUUAAAAUAAAUUUUUAUUUUUUCUUACAAAUUGAGCUUGAGGAUCAUACUGAGGUUAAUAUUAAGUACAAUGAUUAUGUUUGCAUUUAAAUUGGUUAAAUUUUUAUGUUGCGUCCCUUGAAAACAACCUCUCUACUUUUAAGUAGGGGUAUGGUUUGCGUGCACAUGCCCUCACCAGACCCUACUUUCGUAGGAUUUCACUGGGUUGUUGUUAGUUUUUUGUUAGAUUGGUUAACUCUUAACAAGUGCAUGAAUCUUUGCAUGGAAUGGGCAUGAAGCCAUGAUUAAUCACAGCAGGCAGCACACGAAUUAUUGUCUUGGAUUAGCUUCUCAGGCUCACGGUUCAAGGAAAAGUAAUUAUGAAGAUGAUGAAUCCUUUGAGAGGUUGAGAAAGGAAAUUGAGGUUAACCAGAACAAUGCAUUAAGCCUCUGCACCGAGAAAGUUUUGCUUGCAAGACAAGCUCAUGACCUUGUAAUAGAUUUAUUUUUAUUUUUUUCUCAAUAGAUUUAUUGUUUUUUUUUCAAAUCCCAUUGUUUUUUCUGCACAUAUUCAUUCAGGAAAAAGUUAUUCAGCUUGUAUUUUGCAUAUUUUGUCUCAUAAAUGGAAAUGCAAAAG